Molecule: messenger RNA, 1638 nt
Organism: Zingiber officinale
Lineage: Eukaryota; Viridiplantae; Streptophyta; Magnoliopsida; Zingiberales; Zingiberaceae
Exons: 8
Coding region: 147-1025 (292 amino acids)
Source: RefSeq, a predicted model, not a curated record
AGAGCAUCCAAAUCGAUGGAUAAGAGGGGGCGUUUACGUUCGAGGAUAGAGUUGACCUGCAGGCGUCCGCCAAUUGCGAGUGAUAAAAGCUUGAGACGGCGAGGAAUUUCCGUCUUCGUUCAGUUUCGGAAUUCACUCGCUCGACGAUGGCCGAAUCGAUCCACUCCCACGAUGCCUCCUCCGUACCUCAACAAAGAUUUGUAAUUACAAACAACUAUGGUGAGAAGCUUGUCGCCGUGCUACAUGAAACUGGAUCGAAGAAGCUUGUUAUACUGUGCCAUGGUUUUAGAGCUACAAAGGAUGUUGAAAUAAUACUUAACCUUAGUGAUGCAAUAACAAGUAAAGAUAUCAGUGUGGUUCGCUUUGAUUUUUCAGGAAAUGGUGACAGUGAGGGUACCUUUGAGUAUGGCAACUACUGGAAAGAAGUUGAAGAUUUACAUUCUGUACUCCUCUACUUUUCUGAGAAAGAUUAUGAAACAAGUGCUGUUGUUGGUCAUAGUAAAGGGGGAGAUGUGGUGCUCUUAUAUGCAUCUAAGUAUGCAGAUGCUCAUACAGUCAUAAAUCUUUCUGGCCGCUUUGACUUAAAAAGAGGAAUUGAAAAUGUCUUGGGCGAAGAUUAUCUUCAAAGAAUUAAAAUUGAUGGUUUCAUUGAUGUUAUGGACAAAAAUGGUAAAUUUGCAUUCAGAGUAACUGAACAAAGUCUAAUGGACAGACUAAAUAUUGAUAUGCAUGCAGCGUGCCUCUCAAUUGAUAAGAAGUGCAGGAUCUUCACAGUUCAUGGUUCAGCUGAUGAAAUCAUUCCUGUAGAAGAUGCCUAUGAAAUUGCAAAGCUGAUACCCAACCACAAGCUGCACAUCAUUGAAGGUGCUGACCAUUGUUACACCAAACAUCAAGAAGAUCUGGCUAAAGUUGUAGUGAAUUUCCUAGCUUCUGUUCAGGUACUUCAUUCACACUUUGACAUACUUGAUUCAUAUGUGAUCAUGUCUGAAAACUACAAAGAUGACGCACUGAGCAUGGUGGCUUGAUGGUUGACUAGUAGAUGACUCCUUCAUUGAAAAGCUUCCUUUCAAUCCUGUGCACACGAAGACAAGCCAACAAAACGUUAGCGCCUAGAAACCAAGGGGAGUCCUUGGCGAAGUCCUUCAGAUGCCCAAGUCAGUACUAGUCCAGACGAGUGAAUGAAAAAUAGUAGAGAACGUGCGUGAAAGUAUGUUGCAGAGGUCUAGAGAACGUACCUUUGCCCCGGAGAGGACUCCCCCUUUAUAUAUCACCUCACAUAACCUAUGCAAUCAUGAGGUGGCGCAGUAUGUCAGAGUUUGUUAGGUAAAGGAAAAUAUACAUCCUAGAUAAUGUGUAAUAAUCAUUGGAGGAAUCUUUUCUUUACCUAUAUGUAUACUUCUUUUAUCAUUUAUAGCUUCUGUUAUUGUUGGGGUUUCUGAAGGAAUAUGUUGUUAUAAAUGGUCAGUGGAGACACGAUGGUCCCUGAAAAAGUUUCCAGAAGAAUAUUCUUUGAUAUAUAUUUGUUAUUCUGACAUGUUGUUAGGAUUCUCUGAUUAUGCUGUCGACUGAGUAUGUCCAGGCCGACCAUCUUUAUGCAUGUCCUUGCAUUAAGAUGCCUUGUUAUGUAUGGAAAGCUAU